AUGAAAAUUGUAACUGGUUUUGGCAAGUGCUAUGAAAUGCUUGUCAAAGAAUUUAUUGUGAAAAUCUCCAAGGAGUGUGAUAACAAGAGGAGCAAAGAGUUUAGAAAAGUGUAUGUCAUUGGAAGAUGUGUGGAUUUUUCUCCUGAAAUAAUCAACAGGUUCUUGGGAAGAAAUGAAAAAGAACAAGAUAAAAUUGAAGUCUCUGACAAUUUCAUUUGUAGAGAGAUUAUUGCUAAGCAAGUGAAGGAAUGGCCAAGGAAAGGGAAAUUGUUUGCUAGUGCCUUGAGUGUAAAGUAUGUUGUUCUCCACAAAAAUGGAGCUGCAAAUUGGGUUUUAACCAAUCACACCUCCAACAUAGCUACUGGACUAGGUAAGUUUAUCUAUAUUGUUGGGACCAAGUCAAAAUUUGAUUUUGGAUUCUAUGUUUUUGAUCAAACUAUGAAGCAUGUUGCCUCUUAUGCUGUGAAAAUGCCAAUAGCUUUAUCAUCAUUUAUCUGCCGGGUUAUCCUGAGUCAACGCCAUAGUAUCUUAACCAACUAUAACAGUACAUGCAAAAGGGAUCAUCCUCUCUCAUUGCAUUUUAGGUUGUUCACUGGGAAACAUGUCCCAGACAUUGUCAUGACAUUUGGACAGACACCUUCCAUGCCUACUAACAGAACAUGCAUCCUAGCUGAGCUAAAAGAUACCUCCAAGACCUUGGAUGACACUAUAAAAAUUUGUACUGAAAGGAAAAGCAAGAUUGAAGUGUUGGUUAAGGCCCUAUCUGAAGAAUAA
Molecule: messenger RNA, 774 nt
Organism: Lathyrus oleraceus (garden pea)
Lineage: Eukaryota; Viridiplantae; Streptophyta; Magnoliopsida; Fabales; Fabaceae
Exons: 1
Coding region: 1-774 (257 amino acids)
Source: RefSeq, a predicted model, not a curated record